GUUUGUGUGUGUGACACUAAACCUACUCCACCUUCAGUAAAGUGUUCCUGACAUUCUUUUGCCCACAGCAAUAUAAUAAUAAUGUUGUUAGUCAAAUGCCUUAAGCCUGAAAUCUUAGGUUAAUCAUUGAUUUGGCACAAAACAGCGAUGGAAUUCUUAUUUAUUUCAACAGUUACCAUAUGCUUUUAUUUGUUUAUAGCAACUGAAUCAGAAGGUUUUUGUCUAGUGUGAAAUCAUCAGCCUGUCGUCACCUCAAAAAGCCAGUGACUUAGUAAGACAAAAAGUCAACACACCGAGACCUACGCCUAUAAAGCAAUGUUUACUUAUGGGAAGUGGAGGAAAAACAAGCGAAACUGCACAAUGUCUAGUCAGUCAGUCAGUCAGUGAGUGAGAAACAGCGCCUGGCUCUAACUGAGAGUUUGUAUUUUCAAGAAGAAAUGGCGUGACUUGCAGAGAGAGGAUCCUUUAGCUUUACGCUUUUUCUGGUGCAGCCAUGAGCCUGCUGGGGAGGAUCAUUUUCAUGAGCAUGGUCUGCCUCAUCCUGAUAUUUGCAUUCUUCAUCACCCUCAUCCUGAUCUUUGCCUUUUCAAACGCUUCCUUUGGUACACUGAGCAGCGACCGAAUACCCGUAGCAAACCUAGGUCAGGACCAUGUGCUCAGCUGCUACCUGCCGAACACAAUUGUCACCAAGCUGUCGGUCACCUGGGCAAAAUUGGGAGAAAGUGGGGUUGUCUAUCAGUACAGCAAUGGAGCUCCUAUCCUACAGGACCAGAACUCACAAUUCAGAGGUAGAACGGAGCUUUUCCCUGAUGCUUUGGUGAAUGGGAAUGCUUCUCUCCGGUUAAGGACUGCGAGACGCUCGGAUGAGGGAGAAUACACCUGUACCAUCAGCUCCUCUGCAGGGGGAGGGAAGGUCAGCAUCUCCCUCAGGACAGCAGCUUACACAGCCCCAACGUUCACGCAUGUCAAUAAUACCCUGAUCGCCCAGGCAAACCGAUGGUCCCCUAAGCCUAAUGUGACCUGGUUUACCAUCGAUCAAGAUGUGCUACAGGGGAGCACUUACUUCUCAGAAGCCUCAAAUAACAUUUACAGUGUGGUCAGCACCUUGCAGACAAUUAAUAACAGUGGGAAUUACCUCUGCAAGAUUGAAAAUGACCUGGUGCUGUCUACGUCCAUCAUCACUUCGGCAGAUUCUGAUGUAUCGGUGACUUCAUACUUCACCUACAGUGAUGCUCCGCCUGUGCUAUUGUCAGCUUACCUAAAUAUAAUUCCCUUUGUUUUCUGCGUCUGCUAUUUGACCUAAUCGUUGACAGUGAAGAUUCUGUUGACUUCAGACUGCUUCAGGAAGCUAAUUUGGCAAUUGCUCAGUAGUUAGCAACAGGUCCAACAGCACUUACGUGGAUUGUGUUUGCUAUUAAAAUGACAACAGCGCUAAAUAAAGUAAACAGCAUGGGUUUGGACUUAAAUAAGCAAAGCCAAAUUUGUGUUGACAAGCUUUGUGCUCGAAGCACCACAAAUGUUAAAUGUGCAAAUAGUAAAAAACAAACCAUGCUGAAAUAGUAAUAAUAAUAAGAUUAAAGUCGUAUUUGUUAGAACUUAAAUAAGGUGCUUAUUUUUUCACCAAUUUAUUUAGAAUAUGCAAAAGUUGUUUAAUAAAGAACCAGGCAGUCUCAAACGAUAGCCCGCUGGGCUAUACUGGAACUGCAAGUGGAUUGAAAGAAAUCAAUAAAGAUAUACACCUGAAAUUCUA
Messenger RNA from Cynoglossus semilaevis (tongue sole), 1750 nucleotides. RefSeq names its product V-set domain containing T-cell activation inhibitor 1. The record is from RefSeq and is a predicted model, not a curated record. Gene Ontology annotation, molecular function: signaling receptor binding. NCBI's taxonomy places the organism in Eukaryota, Metazoa, Chordata, Actinopteri, Pleuronectiformes, Cynoglossidae. The transcript is spliced from 5 exons. Gene Ontology annotation, cellular component: external side of plasma membrane. The coding region runs from base 494 to 1303 and encodes 269 amino acids. Gene Ontology annotation, biological process: regulation of cytokine production; T cell receptor signaling pathway.